GCUAGCCUGGCUUUCUUCAAAAAAACAAAAAACAAACAAAAAGAAAAAGGCAGCAGUACCUCUAAAGGUCACAUUUUACAUCUUAAUUCAUACAAAAACUGUAUGAAGCAAGAAAAGUGUAAAAAGCAGAAGCAGUGACUCUCUACUGUAAUGUCCAGGAAGUCACUGCCCCCAGGCGAGAAAUAGUCUGGCACAGUCCCCUCAGAAAUUUUUCACAUUUUUUGUAUGUAUUAACUAAACAAGUUCUAACAUGUUUAUUAGUGAGCUUUAGAGGUGCUGGUAGGCAAAUUUUUUUACAUUGUGGACAGAGCCAAAGUAGCUUUCCCCCUGUUUCCUGUCAUGCUAAACUAAGCUAACUGGCUGCUAGCUGUACCUUCAUAUAUAGCAUAAACACAAGAGUGGUAUCAGCCUUCUCAUCCAACUCUCACGAGAGCUAAAUUUGCUGUUUUCCUUAGGGUUUUGUUCUUUUCGAUAACUAUAACUUUUUCAAACCGAUAACAUUAUUUUAGGGUUAGCAGCAGGUGACACACACAAUACAAUACACAGCUCAUACUGUAAGCCAGCUGACACACACAGUACUGUGCCUAUGUGGUCGAUUGGUAAACAUUGAGAUACAAUGACAUGAGGCCUCAUACUGAUCUCAUUCAAUUAAAAAAAGCUUCAGAACUAUCCAUCAUGCUCUUUGGCCUCUUGGCUCUUUAUUAGUGAGGCAGUGGCACUUCUGUCACUGUACUGUGGAAAUAUCUAGCAUGUAGGCUGAGAGCUGUCACUUUAUAAGCACCUCGAUCUGAAACUUUCUGUUGGGACUGUCAGCUGCAGGAGGAGGCAGGAAGGACCUGCAGUCACUUUGAGAAACUAAAACGAGAGGAAACAAUCACUUAAGCCACAGGUAUUCAUCUGAACAAAGCACAAACCGAAGUGUGUGUGACAGGUUUGAGAGGACAUAGAUUGUGUUGGCAUACACGAGCAGCGCACCCAGGACACAUCAAGAUGACUCAUGUGAAGCGGUUUCAGGGAAUUCCCAUGUCAAAGUCAAUGAGAGGUUUGUGCAAAGAGGAGGACUAUGCAUUUCUGGGAACGUCAGAAGAGACGACGAAAGAAGGGACAGAGGGAGCUGAAGCUUUGGAGGACAACUCGGGAGACAAAGAGGAGGAGAGGGUCCAACGGCAGCUACAGAGGGAGCAGCAGGAAAAAGAGAGACUCCGAGACAUAGAGGAGAGCAAGCAGGAGAAAGAGCGGCAGUGGCGGACUCACGUAGCAGAGCUGACCUCCAGCCAGAAGACACUGCAAGACAGACUGGAAAGACUCAGGAAAUUCAGGGAAUUCCAGAAGAAGGUGCUAGAAGAGGAGUCUGGAUUAGAGGGUGAGGCAGGCAGCCUCACAGUCAACCAGCUUCUCACCAGGAUGUAGAUGCACCAGGAGGCGUGGACUGUUGCUGUGGUGACCAGAAGCAACACAUACUGAGGCAAACGUAAUGUUGCUGAAAGUACAAAUAGUGGGUUAACCAUACUGCUUGUAAUCUUUCAAAGUUGGCAAUUAUAUGAGUUUGCUUAGUCUUAUGUUGUCUCAAUUGAGUGUUUUAGAAUCACAAUAUAAAGCAGGACACCACAAUGAGACACUGACUCAUGAUAAAUGUGCUUUUAUGUUGCACUUUAACAUCAAUAAAUCAUCAUUGUGUCGGCUGAGACAUUAUUGGGAUGACUGUAAAUAAACGAGAUGGUCACUGAUGGAGCAGCAUCGAGGACAUUGAAUUGAAUUGUUUCUAACUGAAACCAGACUUAAAAUAACUAAAAUUCUUUCCACAUUGCCACAUACUACUACACUUCCCCUGCAGAAGCAGCACUCCUUCAGGACACCUGGGCAGGGGUGCCACCAGGGAUUUUGGGCCCCAUUAAAAAGAUAUUACAUUGGGCCCCACCACCACAGGCCACGCCACCCUGCACAACUGCUGUAACCUACACCUCCAGAAAAAUAAAUUCAGCUUUUAACCCCACUGCAGUACAUAUGAAAUAAAUAUUCCUUGCAUUAUUUGUAUAAUGAAUUCUUUAAACAACCAAUUUAUCCUGAUGAUGUCAAAGUGUCAUGAAAGAUGUCAUCAGAGGUCAUCUCAGCUUGAGUUGGGAGACAAAUUUUUAACAUGUGAGGCACUAAUGAAAAGACACUAUUGAGUUGCAUGA
Thunnus maccoyii (southern bluefin tuna) is the source of this 2177-nucleotide messenger RNA. Its product is annotated as MAP7 domain-containing protein 2. The transcript is spliced from 6 exons. NCBI's taxonomy places the organism in Eukaryota, Metazoa, Chordata, Actinopteri, Scombriformes, Scombridae. The coding region runs from base 991 to 1410 and encodes 139 amino acids. The record is from RefSeq and is a predicted model, not a curated record.